GAAGUGUCGGCCGUCAGUGGGUAAAUAAAGGAACACGCGGAUUUUUCAACUGACUGCAGCCGCGCUUGUUUCUGUUUUGAGCGAGUUUGCGCUGUGAGAGCCCAAUGGAUAUUUGCAAAGGAAGUUUGGAUGAAAUUUCAAGGCCGGCUUCAGGUUCUCGCUCUCGACCAGGUAGUCGCAUAUCAAGCUCCCGACAAAUAGAAGGACAGAGGACAGGUUCUGUCUGCUCUAGGUCACUGGAAGUCCUGUCACCUGAAAAAAUGGAGUCUGAGAAUGGGUCUGUUGAACUGGAGGAUGUCUGUACUUCCCCUGAAUCAUCAGACUCCGAGAAAAGUGGGCAAAUGUGCAAAACUGGAGGAACAUUUACACCUCAUAAGCAUGAUUUGGCACAAGCGCAAAUUCUGCAGCCAACAACAGCAGAUGCUGUGGAUGCUGCAAAAGGAAAUGCGAGUGACCGGACUGAAGACCCAGAACUUUUCAAAGCAAUCGAGAAGAUGAAAAGGCUUGAUAAAAUCCUUGCUUCCGCAGUCCUAAAAGAAAAAGAAGUAAAACGGCAGGGGAAUGAGCUGAGAGUGAAACUCUGGGAUGAGCUGCAGAGUUCGAAAUCUGAGGAUAAUCCAGAAUGCCAUGAAGAGAGUGAAAAUACCAGAAAGUUUUUAGCUUUGACACCUGCCAGCAAUUUCUCCAUUGAGGACUCCACCAUUGUCCAUGUUUUUGAGACUCAACUCGCUGAUGAAGAAUUUGACCAGUGUUUUAGCAAGCCAGUGCAACAAGUGCCUGGUGACUGGACUGAGAGCAUCGCUAAGCUAGAGACAAGCCCUGACAUAGACACAUCUGACAGGCCAGAGAGCAGAUGCAGCAGAGUUAAGCAAAAGAAGAAGAAGAAACGAGACUUUGUAAAGAAAAACAUUGAGCUCGCAAAGGAUGCUGGGAAUCAAGUUCUUAUGACAGAUAAUGAGAAGAAAAGACUGGCAGAACUGCUGAGGGACAUUGAUAAUGACAGAAGUGACGCACUUCCAAGAGAUGAGGCAGAUGUAACACUGGCUGUCACUGAAGAAACAGAUGAACUUGAUUCUCUUAAAGCAGUUGAUGCUAGACUGCAGGUUCUGCUUUCUUCUGAGGACUUCUCAGUGGUGUUCAGCCCUGGUUCCUGCUCUGGGGCACUUCAGGAGUCGAAAACAGAUGUGAAGAGCGUUGCAGAUAUUAAUCCAGGAGAGAAGGCUCUGCAAGAUGUGAGAGAGAAACGGGAGCAAGAAAGUCGACUGAAAGAGAUCAAUUAUGAGUUAGAGCAACUCAGCAGCGGAGUGCAGAAACCAAUAGAAAGUCCGUCUUUGACAGAGGAGCAGCUGGAUGAACUCUUGGCAGAUUGCAUUCAGGUUCAGAGCAGAACAGAACGCGGCAGCCAGGAGAUGAGCCCAUCAUUUGGGUCGAGCACUUCACUGGCACAGCUCACACCACAGCUCUCUGAAUCUGUGCUGUCCCAGCUGCUGGAGGAGGCUGGACGGUCUGGCAUUUUUAGCAUUAAAGCCACAAAGGAGGAUGACGAGGAGGAGGAGGACAGCAGCAAUGGCCACUACCUCAGUUGGGUGUUGGCUAAUUGCAAGCAUGCAGAAAGACUGCUCACAGAGAACAAAGAAGCAGCCAAAUCCGAGGCAGAGGAAAGCACUGAUGACAGUUGUUACAUGUCACAAGCAAUCCGGACCAAGAAACUGAAUAGACCUGCCUUCCUAGACGACCCAUCUUAUUGCAGCAGCGGCAGUGUCAAUGAGCCUUUGGCACAGGAGCACAUUCCUUGCAUUCCAGAUGCAAAAGAAGGACAUAGCUCUGGACCCAAACUGAAAGAAAUUCAUGCCUAACUCUAUGAUGGCAACUCCACCUGAAAGUGAUACUAGCCAGACAAGAACAUCAAGACAGGACUUCGAUUGCACUCUCAUUUUGAAGAAUUCUGAAUAGUGCUGUAGAUGUUGCAUCUGUCACAUUCUUCUUACUCUAUUACUUUAGGUACAUUGAUUCUUGUGCAUUUUCAUAGUGAUACCCAUGCAACCAUUGGGUGGCCAUACUUGAUCUGGAACUACACUACUGGGCGUUCAUUUUGAGGUCUGUUUGGUUUUGGGUGGUACCUCUUGGAAGCCCCCCUUCCUAGUUUUCAAUCAAAUCUAACCAGGUCCACCUGAGAUUUCUUCCGCUUCUUCUCUUUAUAUCAGUAAGUUUAAAAGAGCAGUCCCUAAAUUAGGCCCACUAAUCUCAUAUAUGCUUGAUGUUUGGUGCCACGUAACAAAGUCCAUUUACAAGUCUAUUCCCACACCCCAUCUUUAAUAACCCUAGUCUUGGUGUAGGAGUUGGUCCUAUCUUGUUUCUAGGCUUGGCUGCAGUAGUAAGCAGGGGUGACUCGUCUUGGACAUAUUUGUAACAGUAAAGUGCUCAGAACAUUCCAAUUGCUGCGGUCCACUUUUUCUGUUCCUUCCUCCUGUUUUUUUCCUAAACUUCAGUCUGUUCUCAAGAUCUUUGGUAUUUCUCUGUCUUCCUCCCUUUCCUCUCACUCAUUUUUGACUUUGUUUCACUCUUUGUCCUCUAAGAUGAAACCUGUUUAUGACGUUUUAUGCAAAACUGCCUCCAAGCUCUUGCCUUUUCAAUCAGUCUGGAAAUUAGAUCUUCUAAGGCCUGCUCCCCUUGACUGUGGCUUGAUGUUUUUUUGAUGAAAAUGAUAUCCUUAAAAAUCCAAAGCUUAAUUGAAACCAAUUCAAAUCAGUACAUCAUCUAAAUCUCACUUAUGUACAUCCCUUGUACCCUGUAAGUGUUUCUUCGUCCUUCUGAUUCCCUAGGCACAACUCUGUAUAGGUACUGGGAAUCUCCUAACAUCUCAGACUUUUCUUUCUUCUGUCCUCGUCUGUGAUGUGCCUUUUACUUGUGAAAUCUUCCAUCUCCUUGGUCUUUCUGCUCAUUUUCUUUCCUCUUUUCAGCAGCUCUAGCUUUAGUUCUUUGUUGAAAUCCCCUGCUUUUCUGUUUGUCACUCUUUGGAACUCCUACUUUCAUCAUGUGAUACUUGAACUAUCUGCUGCCAUGGGGAGCAGCCAGCCGGAGGGUAUGUUUUGGGUUGGCGCCAUGUGUUUUUACCUAAUGAUGAUUUUCUAUUUGGACUAAUCUGGUUUUGCAUAUUUAUUAUAAAAAUUUGAAAACCAGAAACAGAGUAAAAACAUGUCUUAAUAAUAACUACAAUUCCUUUCCCUGUGAUCAUGAGAGUCUUCGUGACGAAUGUUCAUUUAUCCAAAAGCUUGGCCAGAGGAGUAUGUGCUGCCAUCUUUUAUAAGAUCUGUGCAACAGCAUCACAAGCAAUGUGAGUCUGAUCACACGCCAGUCAACUAAGCCCCCAUCAUGGCCACAAACAAAAAAUGCCACAAAUCAGUUGCAAUAAAAGCAUUAAACAAUGUUAAAUGUUAAUAAUGACAAUUAUGUGAUCAAUUAUAGCAAUGAGAUAACAUUCAAAAAGCUCCAAAUUCAUUAUAUACUUAAUAGUCUUUGUGUAGUUAGUGAAAGAAAGUGCUCUGUUACAGAUUAGUAAUUGUGUCUUUAAAAUUGUAACCGCAUUAGUUACUCAUUACUGAUAGGUAACAAAAAAUUCUUAAUUCUACAAAAAAAAAAAACCUGAUUAAACCACACAAACGCAAGCAAACAUGGACUUGUUAAAUGAUACAAUGAUUGUCCGUGUAGCAUCCAACAGCCGAGGUCACAUAAUUGACCUGCAGUGUUUAUUGUGUAACUUAAUCAGUAUGCCUGUGUCUUUCCCAUUUUGGUGCCCUUUACACUAUCAGAAAGACACAUACAAUCAAAAAGGAAGCAUUUACAUGUUUUUAAUUAACAAUGACUAACAGUUAUGGUAAUGAACCUGUUAAUGUUAAAGAAAUAUGAUGAAAUAUCGAGGACUUUUUUUGCCUCUGCAAAUCUAAUUCCUUAUGAGCCCUUUGGCUGAGAGAAUGUACAUCCCAAUAAUCAAACACACAUGAUAUACUCUCCUUUAAUAAAACAAAAGAGUAUCCAGAAAUUCCCAGAUUUGGUCAAUAGCACGGGAGUAGGAUGUAGUUACUGAAUAUGCCACUAGGUAUGGUAAGCCUACAGUCUCAGUGUAAUCAGUCCGCCGAGUGGCACUGUGCGGCAUUGAUCAAGUGUGUAUGUCUGCUGUUUAUUCUACAGUUAUACACGUGACAUGGGUGAUUUUUUUUUUCUCCACGUCACCAUGGCAUUUUCACUGGCACGUUAAAGAGAUGUUAUUAAAUAUUGAAGACUUUUU
This is a messenger RNA of Erpetoichthys calabaricus (reedfish), 4285 nucleotides long. It is a transcript of the gene fsip1, whose product is annotated as fibrous sheath interacting protein 1. The coding region runs from base 105 to 1856 and encodes 583 amino acids. NCBI's taxonomy places the organism in Eukaryota, Metazoa, Chordata, Cladistia, Polypteriformes, Polypteridae. The record is from RefSeq and is a predicted model, not a curated record. The transcript has 12 exons.